Molecule: messenger RNA, 651 nt
Organism: Lactuca virosa
Lineage: Eukaryota; Viridiplantae; Streptophyta; Magnoliopsida; Asterales; Asteraceae
Source: the annotation of a GenBank genome assembly
AUGGGUUUUCUGUUGCUUGUGUCCCUAGGUUUACUGUCGCUUGCGUCCAUUGGUUAUCUGGCUCUUGCUGCCAUUGGUACUCGAUGCAACCCUGUCAUUGGUUCUGUGGCUCUUCCUGCGGUUGGUAUUCGGUCCCUUGCGUCCAUUGGUUCUGUGGCUCCUGUUGCCAUUGAUGUUCGGUCUGUUGUGUCCAUUGGUUGUCUGGCUACUGUUGCCAUUGAUGUUCGGUCUGUUGUGUCCAUUGGUUGUCUGGCUGCUGCUGCCAUUGAUGUUCGGUCUGUUGUGUCCAUUGGUUGUCUGGCUGUUGAUGCCAUUGAUGUUCGGUCUGUUGUGUCCAUUGGUUGUCUGACUGUUGAUGCCAUUGUUGUUUGGUAUGUUGCGUCCAUUGGUUGUCUAGCUCAUGCUGCCAUUGGUUUUCGGUCGCUUGCGUCGGUUCCUCUUCUGUCGCUUUUGUCCCACUUCCUGAUGCCCCAGUACGUUUUUUACUUUUACUUUGGUUCUUUAGAACGAUUUCCUUACACGUCCUUGCAUUAUGAGUUGUGCUAUGGCGUCUACUACACCUUCUUAUUUUUGGUUCCUCGCCUUGAGAGGGAAUACGAUUGGUGUAUUUUGGUCUGCCGGCUUGACGUAUUUCCAUCACAGGAGGUUUAA